AUGAUCAAAAGUAACCUUGAAAAAAAAUGCUAAGAUAUGUUGAGUAAUAUAAAGUUUGUUUCCUAACACUCAUUAUCAAAUGAUGGAAAAGAAAUAUCACUUAAAUUAUUUAAAAAACCAGCAAAUCUGAAUUAUUUUGACCAAUUUCAAAAUAAUGAACUCACAUUAGAAACUAAUGAAGCUAUGGAGACAUUAAAUUUAUUGACCCAUUACAUCAAAACUAAUCAUAGUCAUAGGCCAGAAGAAGUCAAUUACUUUUUAGAUGAUACUCCAUCUGAGAUUCUACAAAAGCCUAUUCCAGAGAGUUUAUAAUACAAAAAAUAAAAUUUGUAAGGAAUUUGUCUUCGCAAUACGUGGUCAAAAGGACAUUAAUUCUUUUACAUUGACUCAGGAAGUAUUGUAAAAAUAUUGAGUGUCAAAUAAGGUUAUGCCACAAUAGAGUACUAAUAGAAAAAAGGCAUUGUCCAUAUUAACGAUCUCUAACUAUAAUGAUUAUUAUUAAUAAAAUUAAUCCAUGUUUAAAGCUAGGAAAUUAGGUCCAUAAUCUUACUUGGAUUAUCUUAGAGAUGAGAUGCCCACAGAGAGUACCACAAUUACUAAAAAGGAUCAAACUUAUUGGAAUAACAAGUAUAUUUUUGAUGGAAUGCAAAAGAAACUAGUUCUUUUCCAAAAUUGCUUUUACUCAAUAGAAUCCUAAUGAGUCACGAAACAUUGAAAAAAUUAAAAACUUUAAAUAUGAAUCAUAAUUAAGACUAAAAAGAAAUGAAUAUAAGAGAACUAUUUUAGAAAUUAAAAGUAAAUAGAAGUAGUCUUAGACAAGUAAAUAUGUUGUAUCGGAUGAGGAUUUAAAUUUACCUCUUUUCCAAAGGCGCCCUGCAUAUUUAGUAAAUAUUAAAGCAAUUUUAGGAUAAUUAGACUGACAAUUAUUGGAACCAUUUGGAACUACUUGACAAGAAACAUUUAAAAUAGAUUUAUGGACCCAAAACCUUUUAAAGACAAAGAUAAGCAAUAAAUCAAAUUGAUAAUAACUUCCAAGCUGAUAUAGAACUUUAGCAAAUGAAAUUAAAAGCAUAAUUUGAUUUUAGAAAUAGAUUGUUGAAUCAUCGAUCUUUGUAGGCAUCUAAGGGAAAUGUUAAAGCCUUAGAACUCAGUUAUUUAAGAUAAAUUAGACCAGAAUAUAAAGGAUUGGUAUCGUUAAAUAUGACUACCAUUGAAUAAUAUUUAUGCCCUACUUUAUAUUAGCAUGUGGAAAAAUAUGAUAUUUCUACUAGUACAUAAACAAAACAAAAGUAGUAAUCAAAAAAAAAUGCCAGAUCUAGAAGUUUGAAUACCUAAUAAUCUGAAAUUGAUGAAUCCUCUUGUAAUCAAAAAGAGUAUGAGGAGAUGAAUGAAUCAAUACAGAAAUUUGAGAUCAAAUUAAAAGAGAAAUGUCAAUUUUUAUAAAGAUGA
Paramecium octaurelia is the source of this 1449-nucleotide messenger RNA. NCBI's taxonomy places the organism in Eukaryota, Ciliophora, Oligohymenophorea, Peniculida, Parameciidae. The record is from the annotation of a GenBank genome assembly.